UCUUUCUUGGCUCCUAUAUAAUUAAAGUGGUAGUAGUAAACCAGUAAUUUGAUCUUGCAAUUUGAAGUUUGAAGCGAGAGAAGAAAAUGGGGAAUGAGUACCAUGAAGCAACCGAUGGACUUGUGAAACUAUUCAGAAAAGCAGAUCACGAUCUUGAUAUUGUUCAUCACCGUCUUCAAACCGAGUUUCAACAACUUUACCCAGACAACGCAAACCCUAUGAAGCUUGUUUCUAGGAUAAAAAAGGUACAAGAAGAAAUUUCAAUUUUGAAAGGACAGUGUCAUGAGCUUCUUGCUGCUAAGCAGGAUUUGAUUGAUAAAGCUCAGACAGUUCUUGUUGAGAAUAGAAAUUUAGUGCAGCGUAUGCAAUCAUCUGUUGGCAUCCCGUUUACUGGUGAAGAUGAUGAUGCAUUCACUAACUUCAAUCAGGUGAUUGAUGAAUGGACAGAUCAAAUAAGAUCAAAAACAGGAAAUGAAACCCACGAUUCUGAUUCUGGAGAUCUCAACAAACUGCUCUUCUCAGCUAUAGUUCAAAGUAAUUGAACUGUUUUCCCAGACACCCCAAGAUUCAUGUAUGUUGCAGUGUAAGUCUAGUUUCCAGGGUUUUCAUAAAUAUAUAAUGUAGACUUGUAAUGCAGUUUACCUCCUAUUUGUUAUUCUUCUUAUAAGAUGUAGCGAGUGUUUGGAUCUGCGUUGGAAAAAUAAACAAACGCACAAUACUAGUGAAGCAGAAUCUUGUAUGAAGCUACAUGUUGUAGCUUUCACGGUGAAAAACAUCUGGAUGUCAUUCCAAACACUUUUUGCUUCUACUAUAGAAGGGAUAGCAGAAAACAAAUUUGAUUUUACUCUAAUGUAAAGACAUGGAAUUGUGUGUACAAAAACUAUAUGGUAGGAGCGAAAAUAUUGUCAACCAUCGUAGUGAGCGAGACAGAACAUCCACAAUCUGUUAAGUUGGGAUUUUAUUUUUCAAACAAAAGAACUGGUUGGAAAGUUAA
This is a messenger RNA of Trifolium pratense (red clover), 994 nucleotides long. Its product is annotated as spindle and kinetochore-associated protein 2. The record is from RefSeq and is a predicted model, not a curated record. The coding region runs from base 87 to 542 and encodes 151 amino acids. Gene Ontology annotation, biological process: chromosome segregation; cell division; mitotic cell cycle. Gene Ontology annotation, molecular function: microtubule binding. The transcript is spliced from 5 exons. Gene Ontology annotation, cellular component: spindle microtubule; outer kinetochore. NCBI's taxonomy places the organism in Eukaryota, Viridiplantae, Streptophyta, Magnoliopsida, Fabales, Fabaceae.